AUGAUAUCCCGAGCGGCGGCUCCCUCCACCUCCACUCUCUCCCACCUCUCGAGCCGCUCCCUCCGCGCCCAGGGAGCGGCCGCCCGCUCCUUCGCGACUGUGCAGGAGGCUCCUCCCGUCAAGCACUAUGGCGGCCUCAAGGACCAGGAUCGUAUCUUCACCAACCUCUACGGACACCACGGCCCGGAUCUGAAGUCGGCGAUGAAGUAUGGUGGUGAUUGGCACCGGACAAAGGAUAUCGUGCUCAAGGGCCACGACUGGCUCAUUUCUGAGAUCAAGGCGUCUGGCCUGCGUGGUCGCGGUGGUGCCGGUUUCCCCUCUGGAUUGAAAUAUGACUGGGACAAGGACCCACGCCCACGGUAUCUGGUUGUCAACGCUGACGAGGGCGAGCCGGGCACUUGCAAGGACCGUGAAAUCAUGCGGAAGGACCCACAGAAGCUGAUUGAGGGCUGCUUGGUUGUUGGCCGUGCCAUGAACGCCAAUGCUGCCUACAUCUAUAUCCGUGGCGAGUUCUAUCAGGAGGCGACUGUUCUGCAGCAGGCUAUUAACGAGGCCUACGCUGCGGGCUUCCUCGGCAAGAACGCGUGCGGUACCGGCUACGAUUUCGAUGUCUACAUUCACCGCGGAAUGGGCGCUUACAUUUGCGGUGAGGAAACCUCUCUCAUCGAGUCCAUCGAGGGCAAGGCCGGCAAGCCCCGCCUGAAGCCCCCAUUUCCCGCCGCUGUUGGUCUGUUCGGCUGCCCCAGCACCGUGACCAACGUCGAGACUGUUGCUGUCGUCCCGACCAUUGUUCGCCGCGGUGCCAGCUGGUUCUCGUCCUUCGGCCGUGAGCGUAAUGCCGGUACCAAGCUUUUCUGUAUCUCCGGCCACGUCAACAACCCCGUCACCGUUGAGGAAGAGAUGUCUAUCUCACUGCGCGAGCUGAUCGACAAACACUGUGGUGGUGUCCGCGGUGGUUGGGACAACCUUUACGCCGUUAUCCCUGGUGGUUCUUCGACUCCCGUUAUUCCCAAGUCCGUCGCUGACGACCAGCUUAUGGACUUCGACGCCUUGAAGGACUCCCAAUCCGGUCUGGGUACUGCUGCCGUCAUCGUCAUGGAUAAGUCCACCGACAUCGUCCGCGCCAUCGCCCGCCUGUCCUCCUUCUACAAGCACGAGUCUUGUGGUCAGUGCACUCCUUGCCGUGAGGGUAGCAAGUGGACCAUGCAGAUGAUGCAGCGUAUGGAGCAGGGUAACGCCCGCGAGCGGGAGAUUGACAUGCUCCAGGAGCUCACUAAGCAGGUCGAGGGCCACACCAUCUGUGCUCUGGGUGAGGCCUUUGCCUGGCCCAUCCAGGGCCUGAUCCGCCACUUCCGCCCCGAGCUGGAGGCCCGCAUCCGUCAAUAUGAGAAGGAGAUUGGCGGUGCUCCCUUCGCUGGUGGCUGGAAACCGGAAGCACGUGCUGAGGGCAAGCUGAUCUCCCCUGGCAUGUAA
Messenger RNA from Penicillium macrosclerotiorum, 1473 nucleotides. Its product is annotated as NADH-quinone oxidoreductase subunit NuoF. The transcript is spliced from 3 exons. The record is from RefSeq and is a predicted model, not a curated record. Bases 1 to 1473 code for a protein of 490 amino acids. NCBI's taxonomy places the organism in Eukaryota, Fungi, Ascomycota, Eurotiomycetes, Eurotiales, Aspergillaceae. Gene Ontology annotation, molecular function: NADH dehydrogenase (ubiquinone) activity; FMN binding; 4 iron, 4 sulfur cluster binding.